Messenger RNA from Salvia hispanica, 906 nucleotides. RefSeq names its product Yippee family putative zinc-binding protein. NCBI's taxonomy places the organism in Eukaryota, Viridiplantae, Streptophyta, Magnoliopsida, Lamiales, Lamiaceae. The record is from RefSeq and is a predicted model, not a curated record.
CACAACACUAUCAUAUUUGUAUCGUCAGUCUUCUCAAAUUCUAAUCGUGGUUGAGAGAGAAAGAGUGAGAAGAGAGAUGGGAAGGAUAUUUGUUGUUGAUUUGGAAGGAAUAACUUACAAUUGCAAAUUCUGCAAAACCCAGCUAGCACAGCCUCAUCAACUUGUUUCCCGGUCAUUUCACUGCCAAAGGGGGAAGGCUUAUCUCUUUAAUACUGUAGUGAAUGUGACAUCUGGUCCUCCUGAGGAGAGGAUGAUGAUUUCUGGUAUGCACACAUUAUCAGAUGUAUUUUGCUGCUCUUGUGGGCACUUACUAGGCUGGAAAUAUUUGGUCGCACACGAGGAGAGCCAGAAAUAUAAAGAAGGCAAAUUUGCUCUUGAGAGGUACUCCCUCCGUCCCAAGAUAUUAGACCCCUUUCUUUUAGGCACGAGAAUUUAGGAGAUCUUGUUUAAUGGUGUAAGUGGAGUUGAUAAUAAAGUAAAUUUUUACCAUAAAUAGAAAAGGCUCAAGUAUGUUGGACAUCCCAAAAUGAUAUAUGAGUCUAAUAUCUUGGGACGGAGGGAGUAUAUUUAUCUAUCCAUCUUCUUAUGUCUUGUCUCACCAUGUUUGGAUGACGUUCUUCUGUGACAUGUGAAGCAGAGACGGAAUUAUAGAUGGAGCGGACUCUGAAUUCUAUAUCGCCUUUCUAUGAGCAAAGACAAAGAACGUGUUGAUUUUUGGUUUUGGUUUUGGUUUGUCUGUUUGUUUGUACACUUGUAGAUGAUGAUAGUAAUAAACAUUUUCUGAAACGAGCCUCUACCUUGUCAAUGUCAAAAAUUUCAGAACUAUUCCAACCAACUCAGAGAUGAGUUGUUUAUUUAGGGGGUGUUCGAUUUACAAGAUUAUAUCACAUGAUUGAAUUUGUAUUA